ACCAACCAACCACCUUUUUUUUUUGGAGUGGGGCUUCUUGUUUUGUCCCCUGGGGGAGGUUGCAGUCUUCUCCUCCCCCAAACCCCCUCGGUCUGGUGCCUGUCUCUUGGCCGUUGGUGGGUGACUGUGUCCCUCUGCCUUUUGCUCUUUCUCUGAGCCGAGAGCCUCCCUCGCUGCUGCUGCUGCUGCUGCUUCUCGCUCUCUCUCUCUCUCUCUCUCUCUCUCCCACCAAGAUGGCGGACUUGGAGGCUGUGCUGGCUGAUGUGAGCUAUUUAAUGGCGAUGGAGAAAAGCAAGUCGACUCCAGCCGCCAGAGCUAGCAAGAAAAUCGUACUCCCAGAGCCCAGCAUACGUAGUGUUAUGCAAAAGUACCUGGAGGAAAGAGAUGAACUAACCUUUGAGAAGAUCUUCAACCAGAAAAUUGGAUUUUUGCUCUUCAAAGAUUUUUGUCUGAACGAAAUUGAUGAAGCCGUUCCCCAGCUGAAAUUUUAUGAAGAGAUCAAAGACUAUGAAAAGUUAGACUCUGAAGAAGAUCGUUUGUGUAGAAGUCGACAGAUCUAUGACAAAUAUAUAAUGAAAGAAUUACUGUCCUGUUCACAUCCUUUCUCCAAGCAAGCUGUGGAUCAUGUGCAAACCCAUUUGGCCAGGAAGCAGGUGCCACCCACUCUCUUCCAGCCAUACAUAGAAGAGAUCUGUGACAGCCUACGGGGAAAAAUAUUUCAGAAAUUUAUAGAGAGUGACAGGUUCACUAGGUUUUGCCAGUGGAAGAAUGUAGAACUAAACAUCCAUCUAACGAUGAAUGACUUCAGUGUACAUCGAAUAAUCGGAAGGGGAGGAUUCGGCGAGGUAUAUGGCUGCAGGAAAGCUGAUACUGGAAAAAUGUAUGCCAUGAAGUGUUUAGAUAAAAAGCGAAUCAAGAUGAAACAGGGAGAAACGUUAGCCCUGAAUGAACGAAUCAUGUUGUCACUGGUCAGCACUGGGGACUGUCCUUUUAUAGUCUGUAUGACCUAUGCUUUCCACACACCUGAUAAGCUGUGUUUUAUUCUUGACCUGAUGAAUGGUGGAGAUUUGCAUUAUCAUCUUUCACAGCAUGGAGUGUUCUCCGAGAAGGAGAUGAGGUUCUAUGCUGCUGAGAUUAUGCUGGGCCUUGAACAUAUGCACAACCGAUUUGUAGUAUACAGAGACCUGAAGCCAGCAAAUAUUCUCCUGGAUGAACAUGGUCAUGUGAGGAUAUCAGACCUUGGGCUUGCCUGUGAUUUCUCAAAAAAGAAGCCCCAUGCCAGCGUUGGUACCCACGGAUACAUGGCUCCAGAGGUGUUACAAAAAGGAACAGCAUAUGACAGCAGUGCAGAUUGGUUUUCUCUGGGGUGCAUGCUCUUCAAACUCCUUCGAGGGCACAGCCCAUUCCGACAGCACAAAACAAAGGACAAGCACGAGAUUGACCGCAUGACACUCACAAUGAAUGUGGAAUUACCAGAUUCUUUUUCUGUGGAAUUGAAGUCUCUCUUGGAAGGCCUGCUACAGCGAGAAGUUGCCAAGAGGCUGGGUUGUCUUGGACGAGGAGCUGUAGAAGUGAAAGAACAUCCUUUUUUUAAAGGCAUUGACUGGCAACAAGUCUACUUACAGAAGUAUCCACCUCCACUCAUUCCUCCUCGGGGAGAGGUGAAUGCAGCUGACGCAUUUGACAUAGGAUCAUUUGAUGAAGAAGACACAAAAGGCAUCAAGCUGUUGGAUAGCGACCAGGAACUGUAUAAGAAUUUCCCUCUGGUGAUAUCAGAACGUUGGCAACAGGAGGUGGCAGAAACUGUGUACGAUGCAGUCAAUGCUGACACUGAUAAAAACGAGGUCAGGAAGAGAGCGAAGAAUAAGAUGCUUGGUCAUGAGGAAGAUUAUGCCCUAGGGAAAGACUGCAUUAUGCAUGGUUAUAUGCUGAAACUAGGAAACCCUUUCCUGACCCAGUGGCAACGUCGUUAUUUCUACCUCUUUCCAAAUCGGCUGGAAUGGAGAGGAGAGGGCGAGUCACGGCAAAGCCUGCUGACAAUGGAGCAGAUAGUGUCGGUGGAAGAGACUCAGAUUAAAGAUAAGAAAUGUAUCCUCCUGCGGAUUAAGGGAGGAAAGCAAUUUGUGCUGCAAUGUGAGAGUGACCCAGAGUUCAUCCAGUGGAAGAAAGAAUUAACGGAAGCCUUCAAUGAGGCUCAGAGGGUCCUGCGAAGAGCCCCUAAGAUGCUGAAUAAGUCACGUUCAGCGGUGGUAGAGCUGACCAAACCCCCCCUCAGCCACAGGAACAGCAAUGGGCUUUAAGGGAGAGCACUUAUGUGUGAGUGGGGGAACAGAAACAAGAGACCUGAGGAUGGUUUUGUGCAAACUACUUCUAUAUCACCUCGUACGUGGUCCAGCUUGUCGUUAUUAGUUAAUUAUACGAUCCCAUAAAACAGGGCGUGCGUGUGUGCGUGCAUGUGUGUGCAUGUAUGUAUAUAUAUCAAAAACAUAUAUAUAUACACACAUAUGGAAACAUAUAUUUAUAUGUGUGUGUAUAUAUAUAUAUAUAUAUAUAUAAAAUAUAUGUGGCACACAUCUAACUAGAUAUGAAUGUGAGACUUUUUGAACAAUUUGGCUGUGUAUUUUCUAUUGAAAGUAUUGAUGAAUGAGUGUAGCAUCUGUUAACUGCAACCACAGUGACCACUGCGGUUCAUGAGCCAACUCCACAGGAAUGGAUUAGAGGAUGUUGCCAAAUAAUUUUGGAGAAUUUAUUUUGUCAUGUGUCAUUGCGCCCUGGUGGUGUUCUUUGCUUCAUAACAGAGGGUCGGAGGAACAUUGACAUACAAAGCAAGUGGCUGACUGGACCUGUGUUUUCAGUCACUGAUUUCACUCAGAUUUUUUUGCUCCUGGACUGCAACAUUUCACAUAGAACAUUGACCCAUCAUCGGUGGUCCAUCUGUCGCUCUGCUCUCAAAAUGCUGAUUUGUGACAUUAUCUGUCACCAGUAGCACCAUGUGCCAAUCAAUAUCAUCGUCAUCUGACCUGGGUUUCUUUCGCUAUUUCAGACUCGCUAUUGUGCCACGUAUCUUGUGUUUACCAGCUGCUGCUUUCUGUACGUACCUAACAUUGGGUGAUUGUAAACAUCAGUUGGAUGAUGGAUUACUUUGUUUCUAUGGUUACCAGAGCAGUUACAUUUGAUUCUUGUUAUACGGACUGUGAUAAACAACGGUGUGUUGGUGCUUAAUUUCUCUCCCCACUACCCUUCCUCCCCCUCACCCCACCCUGCUCCAUAUCCCUGCUAAUUGCAUUGUUUUUUUGAUGACAAGAACGAUUGCUGCCACACUGGAUCGCCAGGUUGCCUACGUGUUAAUAACCGCUCUCAGCUGUCGCUAAGUUUUCAUGGCUACUUGGAUGUUGCUUUUUGGCCUGUUUUAUUGAUAGGGUUUCAGUGGUUGCUAGAUGACAACACAGUCACACUUCAUUGUCGAGUUUCCAUGGAUAACGAAUGACAUGGAUCAGUGUGUUUUGCCAAAUAUUUAUGGCUACUGGAUAUAUAACUAUAGUUAUUGAUUCAUGACCCAUCGUGCUUCUGUGAUGCCUGGUUCCAGCGUGGACUAUUCUGCUACUGCUGGGCAAUUUUCAGUUAUAGUACUUAAUCAGAUGCUGAUCUACAGACCUAGCCUGGUCCUGGUUUCUGUGUUCACAGAUACUGAUCCAGGAUUACUGGACACCAUUCCAUUGUGAGAAUACUUGUCACAGUUUGGAAGAUUUUGAAAUCAUUGCGUUGAUGGGACAUAAACGUGUGCUGCAACUCAUCCUUUACUCCAGUGAAACAAAAAAAUUUAGGAAUCCCUACAUUCUACAACACUUCUGAUCCAAGCAGCACUUGAUUUGUUUUGUAAAGUCUUUGUCCCCUUCCCACCGUGAAGUGCAAAGUGCCAAUGGACUUUACAGAUUAAGGAAGAUUUAAAAAAACAAUGAUUGAAGAGAAAAAAAUAUUUAUCAUAGAUAUUACUGUGCAAGUGUGUACAUAAUGUUUAAGAACUAAUAUACCAAGAAUCCAUGGUAACAACUUGAGAAUAUCUUUAAAUGGUGAUUGCGUAGCAUGAGUUGCUUUAUCGACAUGUCUUCUAUGAACAGUGACCAUGCAUUGUUACAUCUUUAACUGGUCAGUCACAAGGGUCAGCUAUUAAUCCGAAUUUAGGGAGCAACAUCAACGCUGAAAUUCAUUCUUUUUUUGUUGCAUUUUGUUUUAGCUACAGUACCACUAAAAUGUUUAAACCUCAUAUUUCAACUGUAAAAAAACACAAAGAUGAUGUGUAUAGUUUUUCUGGUUAUAUUUUUGUUUAGAACUACGGCAUUUAGUGUGUACUGAAAAAUAAUAAUAACAAGGACAGGAUUGGGCUCACAAUUUACCACGACCAUUGCCAUGGUCUGCUGCUUUAACAGAAAUGACAGUCAGAAUGAUGAAAACAAAACUAGUCUAUGGUCUGUCCUGAUUGAUUGUCAUUCAGGAUGAUGUCAUAAUAAUGAGUUCUGUUGCCAAGAGUGAUGAUGUUACUUGCUUGUUCUUUGAAUCAGUAAUAAAUAUGUACCCUGGCUUGUCACAAGGGUACAUAUGGCAUUGUUGAGCCUAAAGGGCUUAGGCUUGGUUGAUUAACAUUAACAUUAAUGUCUAUGAUACAAUAAGAAAACUGAUGUAUAUCUCUCGCUUAUCCAGGAAAACAUUUUACCACGUUAUUUCCUCUCCUCUUCUUCCUCCUUGACCCCACAAAAAGCAAUGAAAAUGGAUACUGUAUACUUCCAUCUGCAUGAUUUCACAGUGCCAUCUGGUGUGAAGCCAGCAUUGAUGAGCAAUUGCACAGACAAGAGAUUUUAUCUUUUUCAUGUUCGUACUUUAGUGCUUUUUGAAUUGAUGCAAUAAUGACAAAUUUCAGACUCAUAAAGGAAAUAUUGGUGCAGUUUAUAUGUUUCAAAAAGGGACAGGGUCAAUCUUUACAGGUCACCUUUUAAAACAAAUAGUGCCUAAGGUGCUGUAUGCAAAUAAAAAACCAUAAGGAUAAGAUAAGAUGAGGUUAACAGAUGUAAUCAAUAAGUCCCUAAUCAAUAACUUGACUAAUUCUGCAUUAUUGUAGGAGUUAUCUCUGCUAAUGCACUUUUUGUUGUAGUUUUAUUUUCUGGUCAAAAAUUAACUUAUUUCAACAGAAACUUUUCUGAUAAUGAUAUGGGCUUUGCUACCUUGGUAACUCCAUAAACCUGUAACACUCAGAUUUUUCUUUUUCCAUCUGGGCAGAGAGUAGAGAGGAAAAUUAGAUAGGGGAAUUGGCAGGUCCCUAACAGAACCUCCGGUUAAUAGAAAGAGAAUCAGUUGUGUUCUGUAGCAGGCGUGCCAUCCCCCCUGUUCAAUUUCCCCAUCUAUGCUGCACUCAGGCAGUACUUAACAAAAAGACAAAGGGAAACCCCCCCCGCCAAUUGGGGGGCGUUGUCUGGGGGCAGGCGUGAAUCCGAUCGGGGCCGCGCCGCCAUUUUACAUGGCAUGAUGCUCGCCCGGAAGUGCUGAGCACUCCCUGUGCAGGCGGGGUGGGGAUUCCUUGAGUCGGGGCCUGCGCUCUUUCACGCAUGCGUGCAAAAGGGCGCAGAAAUCUCCCUGAGGCACAGAGCUGUCUCGAAAUCAGUUUAAGGUUCUACAAUUUAAAUAAAGGAAAAUAAAACUUUUAAAGCAUAUCCCCUAAUGAGACAGUAUCACGUGAGAUGCAACAUGUCAAUGAAUUUUUAAAAUAAUUUUUAUUGAAUUUUAAAACAC
Messenger RNA from Carcharodon carcharias (great white shark), 5781 nucleotides. RefSeq names its product G protein-coupled receptor kinase 3 (gene grk3). The transcript is spliced from 21 exons. The coding region runs from base 234 to 2300 and encodes 688 amino acids. The record is from RefSeq and is a predicted model, not a curated record. Gene Ontology annotation, biological process: regulation of signal transduction; protein phosphorylation; G protein-coupled receptor signaling pathway. Lineage: Eukaryota; Metazoa; Chordata; Chondrichthyes; Lamniformes; Lamnidae. Gene Ontology annotation, molecular function: G protein-coupled receptor binding; ATP binding; G protein-coupled receptor kinase activity.